CCUCCUUUAAGACGUCGUUUGAAUGAUAGCCCCGCUGGCUCAUGAAAUGCUGGGUCCGCCUGCUUGACAACCAGAAGCCGAAUCCCCUCUGCGGUCUCCCCAGACAACGUCAUUCCCCACCAGCCCCCGCCAGCAGGUAGAUGGUUUGGGGAGAAUUCGGAUGCUCCACCCCCUGAUCGGAAAGAUGAUCUGCCGAUAAUCUUCAUGUUCCUCCAUCAUGGUAUGAUGGUCGGGUGCCAAUAGUCCGACAGUCCCGCGGGUGGGACGGACUUCAUGGCAUGGCUGGUCCACGGGUCUAUAUAAAUAAAUAAGCAGGCUGGUCGGUUUCAAAAGCCACCAGCGAGCAUUGGAAUUUAAUUGCCCAGGAUGCGGUCCUACUGGCUUCUCACGCCCGCCUUGCUGGUCUUCACUGUCUUGGCUAUACCCUACGAGGAAUAUAUUCUUGCUCCGGCCUCUCGCAAUCUUCUUCCUACCUCCGUAUACCAAGUUAACGGCUCCGUCACCAAUCCUGCUGCCCUGACAAGCUCGACCACAGGAAACACCACCUUUCAUGGCACAUCUUCUGUAACGUAUGAUUUUGGGCGGAACAUCGCAGGGAUUAUCUCUCUGGAUGUUGCCUCCGCGCCAGCAUCUGCAUUCAUUGGGGUCACAUUCACGGAAUCCCAUCUGUGGAUAAGCAAUGAAGCAUGUGAUGCUACUAGUGACGCAGGUCUUGACUCGCCGCUAUGGUUUCAUGUCGGCAGAGGUUCUGGACUCUAUACGGCAGGGAAGAAACAUACUCGUGGUGCGUUUAGAUACCUUACGGUCGUCAGCAACACCACAUCCACCGUCUCCAUCAAUAGUAUCCGAGUCUACUAUACCGCGGCUCCCACGCAGGACCUUCGCGCCUACAAGGGCUACUUUCAUAGCAAUGACGAGCUUAUCAACCGCAUAUGGUAUGCUGGUGCAUAUACUUUGCAACUCUGCAGCAUUGAUCCCUCGACGGGAGACUCGUUAGAGUGGCUCGGCAUCCUCGACUCAACCGAUAAUAUUACUCUCCCACGGACAGACUCGUGGUGGUUAAAUUACACUAUCACCAAUGGCAGCAGUACCCUGGUUGAUGGCGCCAAACGGGAUCGGCUCGUGUGGCCGGGAGAUAUGUCCAUCGCUCUGGAAAGCGUGGCUGUCAGCACUGCGGAUCUGGAUAGUAUCCGCACGGCCUUGGAAUCAUUAUUCGCACUGCAAAAAGCCAACGGUCGCUUGGCCUAUGCAGGAAAGCCUUUCUAUGAUAUUGUAAGCUUUACAUAUCACCUCCACAGCCUGAUCGGCGCGUCAUCACUCUUUCAGUACACUGGAGACCUUGCUUGGCUGUCGCGAUACUGGGAACAGUACAAGAGAGGUGUGCAGUGGGCGUUGACGAGUGUUGACGACACCGGGUUGGCCAAUAUUACAGCUAGUGCUGACUGGCUGCGUUCUGGAAUGGGUGCACAUAAUAUUGAGGCAAAUGCGAUUCUGUACUAUGUUCUCAAUGAUGCCAUCUCUCUCGCCCAAACCCUCGAUGACUUAUCCAGUACCAAGAACUGGAGCAAGACUGCGACAGGAAUCAAGACUGCUGCCAACAACCUUCUCUGGGAUGACCAGAGUGAUCUUUACACCGACAAUGAGACCACCACCCUGCACCCUCAAGAUGGCAAUGCCUGGGCACUCAAGGCGAAUCUUACCACUUCAUUCAACCAAAGUGAGGCCAUAUCGUCUGCACUCGCCUCCCGCUGGGGACCGUAUGGGGCACCCGCCCCAGAGGCUGGGAGCACAGUAUCCCCUUUCAUCGGCGGGUUCGAGCUGCAAGGGCAUUACCUCGCUGGCCAGCCCGAUAGAGCCCUUGACCUGAUGCGCCUGCAAUGGGGAUUCAUGCUCGAUGACCCGCGCAUGACCAGUUCAAGUUUCAUCGAGGGGUACUCAACUGACGGUUCGCUGGUAUACGCACCGUAUCGCAAUACGCCGCGAGUUUCGCACGCACAUGGAUGGUCGACAGGCCCGACAUCCGCUUUGACCUCUUAUGCAGCUGGGUUGCAUCUCAUCGGUCCGGCGGGAGUGACUUGGCUGUUCAAACCGCAGCCGGGUAAUUUGACCCAGGUGGAGGCCGGGUUCACAACUCCGCUGGGUUCCUUUGAGAUGGCUUUCCGUAGCUCGACAGAGGGCUUUUACCAACUGACAUUCACCACGCCCAAUGAUACCUCUGGAUCUGUGGAGAUUGGCGACGUGACUGGAGAACUAGUUUCCGAUAGGGGUGUGAGUGUGCAACUAGUCAAUGGCAGGGCAACCGGACUGCAGGGGGGGACUUGGCGAUUGACAAGCCCGUGAGGCCGGAUAUCACAAUUCUCUUAUGUAUGGGUAAAAUAUUCCUAUUGGAUGGCAUGUUUCUCCUGGUAGUAGCUUGGUUUGAGAGAAAGAUCAUAUGUCAACCAUCACCAAGCUACGGAAUUUGUGACAUUGUCUGCAAGAGCUUGAUUCUGCCGUGUUGAUUUGUCCCAAGUCUAGUCAGUACAAUAUCUC
Molecule: messenger RNA, 2532 nt
Organism: Aspergillus heteromorphus CBS 117.55
Lineage: Eukaryota; Fungi; Ascomycota; Eurotiomycetes; Eurotiales; Aspergillaceae
Product: putative alpha-L-rhamnosidase A
Exons: 2
Coding region: 367-2340 (657 amino acids)
Biological process (GO): carbohydrate metabolic process
Source: RefSeq, a predicted model, not a curated record